AUGACAUUACCAACAGCAUUUGCAGAAACAACUAAACGUUCUGCUACUCAAGCAGAAUUAAGACAAAGAGUAUUGCAUUUAUACCGUAGGUAUAUGAGAUAUUCCAGAGAAAUGAGUGAUAUAUAUGAAUUGGAUAUGCCAGUGUCAAACAUCAAAACCAAGAUUAGACAAGAAUUUGAAAGACAAAGAUUCGUUAAUGAUUUAGGAGUUUCAAAUGUAUUAUAUAUGAAAGGGCAAAUGGAAUUCCAAGAAUUAGUCAAUUUCUGGAAACAACAAUGUCAUGUUUUAAGAUAUUUCGAUGAUCAAAAGAAAUAUGGAGCUGUGGAUAAGAACGAUUUUAUUAAGAAUUUCUUAAGAGGUAAUUAG
Yamadazyma jaroonii is the source of this 366-nucleotide messenger RNA. NCBI's taxonomy places the organism in Eukaryota, Fungi, Ascomycota, Pichiomycetes, Serinales, Debaryomycetaceae. The record is from the annotation of a GenBank genome assembly.